AGGUGUCUCAAAUAGGCCUGGUUCAUGGCACACACGUAACGGUUGAUAAAACGCAGGGAAAAGUACCGUGGAAGCGUGACACGGGCCAAAACCAUCGGAAACUUCAACAACAAGGCAAUAAUAGCGCAAAUACAACGACAAAAAUGUGUUAUUUGAAAAAAUUGAGGUUAGGUUCGGGAAAAAGUGAGGUUGAGUUGUUGUGAUCUUAGACACCGCCAGUAUUAUUUUUGUCUCGUUUUUUAUCAAAUUAUUGCACAAUUAUGACCUAUUUGAGACUAAAAAUGUCAGUAACGAGCCACUGUAAUUUUUUUCGAAUGUUGUUCUAAUUUUAUUUAAAAAAAUUCAAGGAUGCGACUAAAGCUACGGUUGAUUUUGACAGGAAUGUAAACAUAACCCGACUUUUGUCGCAAUGUAGCCGGUUUUAAUUUAAUUAUUUCAUUAUGUUGAAGAUGUUGACGGCCCGCAAAAGCAAGACCCUUGUAUCCGGUGGGUGUUUUCUCAUCAUUUUGUAUUACUUCGGGGUGUUUACUCAUUUGUUCGAGUCUGAGUUCAAGUCCUACUUUCAGUACCCCUACGAUGGGGACAUUGAAGAGUUCGUGCAGGCACUUCGCUCGAACGCAAGCCCUAAAGUGCCCCCUAUUAACACCUACAACUUCCAUUUUGCUAAAUCAAGCCCCAACAAGUGCAAAGGCGUGGAAAAUUUGCGACUGGUUUAUUUGGUAAAGUCAGCCCCCGGGAAUUUUGACCGUCGAAUUGCGAUUCGUGGGAGUUGGGGCUACGAGCACCGCUUCUCUGAUGUGGAAAUCCGCAUGGUUUUUCUCCUAGGUGAGUCGGAAGAUGCAAUUUGGCAACGCAAAAUCCAAACGGAGUCCGAGAGGUUUAAAGACAUCGUCCAGGCGAAUUUCACGGACAGUUAUUACAACAACACGUUUAAAACCAUGAUGGGGUUUACAUGGGUGGUCCGGUUUUGCCCCACAGCCCGUUUUUACAUGUUUGUGGACGAUGAUUAUUACGUUUCGACGAAGAAUUUGUUGCGGUUUAUUCGGAACCCCACCGCUUAUCCGAAUUACCUCGAACCGGCCAAGCAACGAAGACUGCACCAAUUUGACUUUGAUUUGGACGUGAACGUGCGACUCUACGCGGGGUAUGUCUUUAAGUCAGCCCCUCAUAGACACAGGAUCAGUAAAUGGUACGUGUCUCUGAGCGAGUAUCCGUACGACAUGUGGCCCCCUUAUGUGACUGCAGGGGCGUAUGUGGUGUCAAGAGAGGCGCUUUUAGACAUGUACUACGCCAGUUUCUAUACAAAACAUUUCAAAUUCGAUGAUAUUUAUGUCGGAUUGUUGGCGUUUAAAUGCAAAAUUGAACCAUAUCAUUGUGAUCAGUUUUAUUUUAAUAAAGUGAAUUAUAAUCUUGAAGAUUAUAAGUUUAUGGUGGCGUCCCAUGGCUAUGGGGAUCCGAGGGAACUUGUCAAUGUUUGGACCCAGCAAAGGGCAAAAAAUAAUGCGUAGGUAUGUGAGUACUUAUUAAAUUAAAUUGGCAACACUGAAUAAAAUAACGACAAGAAAUUGAGUUAUUGUUCAAUGUUGCUAACUUAAUUUCAGAAUCACACGCCACUUUGAUCAGAAACGUUAGUGUGACUAUUUGUCAAUUUAUUGAAUGAUUUAAUAAAAAUGUGAUAUCUUUUUGAUUUUUA
Molecule: messenger RNA, 1693 nt
Organism: Tribolium madens (black flour beetle)
Lineage: Eukaryota; Metazoa; Arthropoda; Insecta; Coleoptera; Tenebrionidae
Product: beta-1,3-galactosyltransferase brn
Exons: 1
Coding region: 441-1508 (355 amino acids)
Cellular component (GO): membrane
Molecular function (GO): hexosyltransferase activity; UDP-glycosyltransferase activity
Source: RefSeq, a predicted model, not a curated record